Populus trichocarpa (black cottonwood) is the source of this 1192-nucleotide messenger RNA. RefSeq lists its product as uncharacterized. The transcript is spliced from 3 exons. The coding region runs from base 152 to 523 and encodes 123 amino acids. The record is from RefSeq and is a predicted model, not a curated record. NCBI's taxonomy places the organism in Eukaryota, Viridiplantae, Streptophyta, Magnoliopsida, Malpighiales, Salicaceae.
CACGUCAUAUGUUUGAGAACUCAUUUUAUUGACGUUGUUGACUCUUACUUGUCUUGACCAAUGAGUGACUGCCACGUCAGUCAGAUGGAGCCAUAAAUGUGUGGUUAUCUUGCUGGUUUUUAGAAACAGGCAAACGAAGUGGGGUUUUGAGAUGGGAGUAGAGGAGAAUUUGGCUUAUGGAAUAAAGUUUGUGUUUGAGAGACAAAUAUUGGGUAUUAAGGAAAAUGGGAUCAAGGAAGAAUAUCAAUUGGCUGAUGAAGGUGUUAUUCAGGCACAAUUGGCUGGAGAAUUGUUCCUUAAGGAGUUUUGUUGGGAAUAUUAUUUGCAAGGAAGAAUAGUGCAGGCAUUAGCAUUAUGCAUGUUAGGCAGAAAUAUCACUCAAGAAUUAUGCAAGAAUGGAAUGCAUGAGAAUAUGGAUGGGAUUCUGAAUUUGAUAUGUGGCCUCGCUUUGUUGGAAGCAUUUGUGGAUGAUAUAGAGAACAAAAGCCAAAGAUUUCUAGGAUGCUGCUGCAGAGAUAAUUGACGCAUGAGAGAGUUUGAGGAGAGAAUCGGAGAAGCCAAAAUAAAAGUUGCUGGAUAUAGUUACAGAGGAUGGUUUGACAAAAGGUUUUGAAUAAAAAAGGAAAAAGCAGAGUAAAAGACUCAACCAUUUGGCAAUGAGAGUGGAGCCUCUGUGAAGGGAGCUGGCACUUGGCAGCAUACAAGGGCAUAUCAUUUUAUGUUUGGCAUCAAACUUCUUAUUUUAUGCUUUUCUGAAUUCAUUUUGCCAGUGAUAUUAAGGUUGGCAGUACAAAUAAGGAGACAGCUACAAUUUGUAAGGGCUUGAAAGAAUUCUUAUCCCAUAGUAAUUGGCGUUCUUAAUCUACUGUUGUUGAUUUUCCCCUCCCUUGGCAAAUUUAAGAAUCUGGCUAACUGUAUAGUCUGUGCAGGAAUUGAAAGAGAGCAACAUACCACUUUAAAGUGUUCGCAUCUGCUACUCGCCAUUUGCAAGAACAAGUCACACUGCCAAAAUUGGUGCAUCUGUUUUGAAUCUCCCAUUUUAAGGCUCUCAAUGUAAAGUGAGUUAUCUAAAUCAUACAACAUUCAUUUUUUUAGGGCAUCUGCUGCACCUGUAGUGCUUGAAAAGUUGCCUUCUCCUUAAUGUAAAGUGAGUUAUCUAAAAACUGUGGUUGCAAGUAUGAGUUAAGGUCAA